Messenger RNA from Cololabis saira (Pacific saury), 8433 nucleotides. RefSeq names its product plexin-A2-like. Gene Ontology annotation, molecular function: protein binding; semaphorin receptor activity. Lineage: Eukaryota; Metazoa; Chordata; Actinopteri; Beloniformes; Belonidae. The record is from RefSeq and is a predicted model, not a curated record. Gene Ontology annotation, biological process: regulation of GTPase activity; positive regulation of axonogenesis; semaphorin-plexin signaling pathway involved in axon guidance. The coding region runs from base 350 to 6085 and encodes 1911 amino acids. Gene Ontology annotation, cellular component: semaphorin receptor complex. The transcript is spliced from 32 exons.
GAUCCAUCCCUGAACGAGGCGGGAGGGUCAUCUGAAUUCCUCCGACCGGGAGAUGCGCGCUGUUCUCCGGAGGACUUUACAAGCCGCGCGUCGCAUCACCAUCACUGCAUAGACCAACCCGCUCACAUCCACACCCGGGACCGGUGGCGGCGGGACGUUUCCCCCCCUCAAAUCCCCCUCACAUCCCGAGUGUGAGCUCCUCAUGAAUGAGUCCCCCGCUAAUUCAAGAAUGAGGAGAUCACCUAAGGAGAUCAUACUUCAGCUCAUCUUUUUUUUGGCGUAAUCUUGCUCCUGGCUGACACGCGCUCCCAUUUGUCUGAGCUCUGUAUUCGUCUGGAGCCCUGUUGGGAUGGGGAUGCACUCUUACAAAGGACGGACUUAUUGCAGCCUCGCUAAAGGUCACUGCCCUCUAAAGGCCGUGUCAUGGCCCCUGGUCCUGUGGCUAUUGACUCUAAUCACUGUGAAUCAAAAGAUGACUUUUGGACAGACUAUGAACACUUUCCAGUCGGAGAGGAGGGAGUGGCUGCUGAACCACCUGACAGUGCAUCAGUCCACCGGGGCUCUAUACGUGGGAGCUGUCAACCGAAUCUACAAGUUGUCUGCUAAUCUCACCCUCCUGGUGUCUCACGAUACGGGGCCGGAGUAUGACAACAAGGCGUGUUAUCCCCCAUUGAUUGUUCAGCCCUGUUCUGAGCCUCUGGUCUCCACUGACAAUGUUAACAAACUGUUGCUCAUCGACUACUCCAACAACCGGCUGCUGGCCUGUGGCAGUCUCUAUCAGGGCGUCUGCAAGCUCAUGAGGCUGAACGACUUGUUCAUCCUUGUGGAGCCCACGCAUAAGAAAGAGCACUAUCUCUCCAGUGACAACCAGACUGGGACGAUGUACGGGGUGGUCGUCCCCUCUCAGGGCCAGGAUGCCACCUUGUACAUCGGUACAGCUGUCGGCGGCAAACAGGAUUACUUUCCAACUAUCUCUAGCCGCAAGUUACCUCGUGACCCAGAAUCCUCUGCGAUGCUGGACUACGAGCUUCACACAGACUUUGUUUCAUCCCUCAUAAAAAUCCCCUCGGACACACUGGCUCUCGUCCCGCACUUUGACAUCUACUACAUCUACGGCUUCUCCAGCGGGGGCUUCGUCUACUUCAUGACGGUCCAGCCGGAUACCCCGGAGAACGGGAUGCCUGCAGGUGGGACGCCCGGCGACCUUUUUUACACAUCUCGCAUCAUCCGCCUCUGCAAAGGUGACAAGAAGUUCCACUCGUACGUGUCCCUGCCCAUGGGCUGCGUGCACAGAGGAGAAGAAUACCGUCUGCUGCAGGCGGCCUACCUGUCCAAGGCUGGCAGGGUGCUGGCUAAGUCGCUCAACAUCAGCGCUCAGGAGGACGUGCUGUUCGCCGUGUUCUCCAAGGGACAGAAGCAGUAUCACGACCCUCCGGAUCACUCCGCCCUCUGCGUCUUCACCAUCCGAGACAUAAACACACGAAUUAAGGAGCGGCUGCAGUCCUGCUAUCAAGGAGAAGGAAACCUGGAGCUGCACUGGCUGCUGGGAAAGGAUGUGCAGUGCACCAAGGCGCCUGUCCCCAUCGACGACCACUUCUGCGGCCUGGAUAUAAACCAACCGCUGGGAGGUUCCCAGCUGGUGUCGGGCCGGACAGUGUUCACCGAGAGCAGAGACAGGCUGACCUCCGUCUCUUGUUACACCUACAACGGACACAGUGUGGUCUUUCUGGGCACCAGGAGUGGACGGCUGAAGAAGAUCAGGGUGGACGGUGCGCUGGAGGGAGGAGUGCUGUACGAGACAGUGAGCGUGAUGAGGAGCAGCAGCCCCGUCCUCCGAGACAUGGCCUUCUCCCUGGACAGGAACUCUCUCUAUGUCAUGUCUGAGAAUCAGGUGGUCCAGGUCCCCGUGGAGUCCUGUGAACAGCACGACACAUGUGCCGAGUGUCUCAGUUCUGGCGAUCCUCACUGCGGCUGGUGUGUCCUGUAUAACAUGUGCUCAAGGAGGGAUCGGUGUCUGCGGGCGGAGGAGAGCUUUCGUUUCGCGACCGACAUUGACCGAUGUGUGAAGGUUAUUGCUCACCCAGACAGCAUCGCUGUAUCAGCACACAGUGUCCCACUCCUGCUGGAGGUCCACAACGUUCCGGACCUUUCUGCGGGAAUUACCUGUUCAUUUGGGCAGCAGGCUGAAGCGGACGGUCAUGUCAACGGCAACAGGGUUAUGUGUCUUUCCCCGGCUGGGAAGGAGGUCCCGCAGAUCCCAGAGGGACAAGACUGGGCAGGCGUAGAGCUUCGCCUGAAUUCAAAGGAGACCGGUCAAACGGUUGCCAGCACGGAGGUGAAGUUCUACAACUGCAGCACACAUCAAAUGUGUCUGUCCUGUGUAAACAGCACGUUUCAAUGCCACUGGUGUAAAUACCGCAACUUGUGCACCCACGACCCAAGCAGUUGCUCUUUCCAGGAGGGCAGAGUCAACGCCUCAGAGGACUGCCCUCAGCUCCUCAACUCCGGGGAAAUUCUCAUUCCUGCUGGCGAGGUCCGACCCAUCACCCUGAGGGCCCGAAACCUUCCCCAGCCGCAGUCGGGCCAGCGCGGUUACGAGUGCGUGGUUAACGUGCAGGGUGCCAGCCACCGCGUUACUGCGCUGCGCUUCAACAGCACCAGCGUGCAGUGCCAGAACAGCUCGUACGUGUAUGAGGGUGUGAAGAUCAGUGACCUGGCAGUGGACCUCUCCAUUGUAUGGAACGGCAACUUCAUCAUCGACAAUCCUGAGAAGAUUAAAGUGCACCUCUACAAGUGCAGCGCCCAGCGGGACAGCUGCGGCAUGUGUCUGCGAGCAGAGAGGAAGUUCCAGUGUGGCUGGUGCAGCGGCGAGGGUCGCUGCACCAUGAAGCAGCACUGCCCCCCCAUUUCUCCGUACGCCAGCCGCUGGCUGGACCUUUCAACCAGGAAUGUCAAGUGCACAAACCCACGCAUUACAGAGGUAAACCCAGUGGCGGGGCCUUUAGAGGGGGGCACACUCGUUACCAUCCAGGGCAUGAACCUGGGUCUGUCCUUCUUCGAGCUGGAGGGAAACGUGGAAGUGGCGGGAGUGCCAUGCACCCCACAGGAGGACGGCUACAUAACUGCAGAGCAGAUUGUAUGUGAGAUGGCUGAAGCUCCUGAGGGAAGUGCACCGGGUCCAGUUAAGCUGUGUGUUGGUGAAUGCAGACCAGAGCUCCGUGCACUCUCAUCCCAGCUCUACUCAUUUGUGGUUCCCACCAUGUUGGCACUGACCCCUGGCAGAGGACCUGAAUCUGGGGGUACCAAGGUCACCAUUGUUGGGGAGAACCUGGGUGCCGGCAGCACUGUUACCGUUUACUUCGGAAAUCAGACCUGUGAGCUGUUCACGAGAAUGAUGUCAGAGAUCGUAUGCUUCUCUGCUCCUUCUGUGACGGGCGCGGGACCAGUGCAAGUCAGUCUGAGUGUGGACCGGGCCAAAGUUCCUGGAAGUCUGGCUUUUGAGUACAUGGAAGACCCCACGGUCCAACGCAUUGAGCCACUUUGGAGCAUUGCCAGUGGACACACCACCCUGACAGUGACUGGAACCAACCUGGAUGUAGUUCAGGAACCACGGGUCCGAGUCAAAUAUGCCGGCCAUGAAUCCGUCAAUGUGUGCAAAGUUCUGAACACAACCACCAUCAGCUGUUUCGCCCCUUCUCUGAAGCUGGAGUACACCGCCGACCAGGAGACGAUAAAGAAAGUAGAUGAGUUUGGCUUCGUCUUCAACAACGUCCAAGCCUUGCUCACUUACAACAACACGGGCUUCCUGUACUACCCCAACCCUUACCUGGAGCCCCUCAGCCUCUCAGGUGUUCUGGAGCAGAAACCUGGAGCUCCCAUCAUCCUCAAAGGGCGCAACUUGGUCCCAUCUGCAUCCAGCGGCGCCAGACUCAACUACACCGUGCUGAUUGGAGAUACGCCCUGCUCCCUCACCGUGUCGGACACUCAGUUACUCUGUGAGCCGCCAAACCUCACCGGGCAGCACAAAAUCCUGGUCCAAGUAGGAGGCCUCCACAUCUCUCCAGGAGAGGUCCACAUCCGCUCCGACAGCCUGCUCACCCUCCCUGCUAUCUUCAGCAUCGCAGCUGGGGGAGGACUGCUUCUCAUCAUCGUCUUUAUCGUCCUGCUGGCCUACAGACGGAAGUCACAUGAGAACGACCUCACUUUGAAGCGCCUGCAGAUGCAGAUGGACAAUCUGGAGUCCAGAGUGGCUCUGGAAUGUAAAGAGGCCUUUGCAGAGCUGCAGACGGACAUCAACGAGCUAACCAGUGACCUGGACCGAGCCGGCAUCCCCUUCUUGGAUUAUCGCACUUACGCCAUGAGGGUUCUCUUCCCCGGCAUUGAUGACCACCCCGUGCUCAGAGAGCUGGAGGUGCCAGGGAGUGGACAGGCAAAUGUGGAGAAAGCCUUGAAGCAGUUUGCUCAGCUGGUGAAUAACAAGGUUUUCCUGCUGACAUUCAUCCGCACGCUGGAGAUGCAGCGCUCUUUCUCCAUGCGUGACCGCGGCUACGUUGCUUCGCUCAUCAUGACUGCUCUCCAAGGGCGGCUGGAGUAUGCCACAGACAUCCUCAAGCACCUGCUCUCAGACCUUAUAGAACGAAACCUGGAGAGCAAGAACCACCCAAAGCUCCUCCUCCGCAGAACAGAGUCGGUGGCAGAGAAGAUGCUGACAAAUUGGUUUGCCUUCUUGCUCCACAAAUUUCUCAAGGAGUGUGCUGGCGAGCCUCUCUUCAUGCUGUUUUGUGCCAUCAAACAGCAAAUGGAGAAGGGUCCCAUAGACUCCAUCACAGGAGAGGCACGCUAUUCCCUCAGUGAAGACAAACUCAUCCGCCAGCAGACUGAGUACAAGACACUGACGCUGAGCUGUGUGAACCCAGACAAUGAGAACAGCCCAGAAAUCCCAGUCAAGGUGCUCAACUGUGACACCAUUACCCAGGUGAAGGAGAAGAUCUUGGAUGCGGUGUACAAGAACAUGCCGUACUCACAGCGGCCGAGAGCCACAGACAUGGAUCUAGAAUGGCGGCAAGGCAGAACAGCUCGUGUGGUGCUGCAGGACGAAGACAUCACAACGAAGAUAGAAGGAGACUGGAAGAGGCUCAAUACACUCAUGCACUACCAGGUGUCUGAGCGCUGUGUGGUGGCCUUGGUGCCCAAACAGAUGUCCUCUUUCAUCAUUCCAUCCUCGGCCAGCUUCCCACGCAGUAUCAGCAAAUACGGUGUGGAUGUCCCGUUCCGCUCCACCCCCACCAGCCCCGACAGCCCCCACUCCCGCGUGCCCAUGCUGACCCCCGACCUGGAGAGCGGCGUUAAAGUUUGGCACUUAGUCAAGAACCAUGACCACGGGGACCAGAAAGAGGGCGAGCGGGGCAACAAGAUGGUGUCCGAGAUCUACCUGACCAGGCUGCUGGCAACAAAGGGGACACUGCAGAAAUUUGUGGACGACUUGUUUGAGACUCUGUUCAGCACCGUGUGUCGAGGCACCGCCCUGCCUCUGGCGAUCAAAUACAUGUUCGACUUCCUCGACGAGCAGGCCGACAGGCACGGCAUCCACGACAUGGACGUUCGCCACACAUGGAAGAGCAACUGCCUCCCGCUGCGCUUCUGGGUAAAUGUAAUCAAGAAUCCCCAGUUUGUGUUCGACAUCCAUAAGAACAGCAUCACGGACGCCUGCCUGUCUGUGGUGGCUCAAACCUUCAUGGACUCCUGUUCUACAUCCGAACAUCGCCUGGGAAAAGACUCUCCCUCCACCAAGCUGCUCUACGCCAAGGACAUACCGCAUUACAAGAGCUGGGUGGAAAGGUACUACGCUGACAUCAGCCGCCUGCCUGCCAUCAGCGAUCAGGACAUGAAUGCCUAUCUGGCUGAGCAGGCUCGCCUUCACUCCAAUGAGUUCAACGUGCUCAGUGCCCUCCAUGAGAUCCACACUUACGUCAGCAAGUACAGCCAGGAGAUCAUUGAGGCACUGGAGCAAGACGAACAAGCCCAGAAGCAGAAGCUGGCAUAUAAAGUGGAGCAGAUCACCUUAGCCAUGUCUGCAGAGAGCUGAGACACACGCACACACACACACACACACACACACACACACACACACACACACACACACACACACACACACACCAGAAUACCUCCUCACACACAUGUAAACACACGCAGUUAUGCACACACUGUACCCAUGCACCCCGCAAAUCAAGCAGUGACAGGCGGGUUUUAAACAUGCAGCACACACGGUUGUCGGAUGUGGACAUUGUCACGCACAUACGUGCACGUAUGGACGCACACAGUUGCACAUAACUGCUGAUACAGAGAGAGACUGCAGAUUUAAUGGACCUACUGUGCAGACACACUGACAACACACGAUAAACAUGUACAUGCACAAGCCACAGCACACAUCAAACAGCAGGCAUCCCAAAGGACGCUUUUUCAAUCCAAUGUUGCCAUUUUUAUUUAUUUUUUAUUUUAGAAUAAACUCCAACAGGCAAACAUCCCACUUCUAAACCACCCCGACGGAAAGAGACAGAAAGAGGAUUUAGGCCAUUACAGUUGCUGGAAUUUACCACCAAUUCCUAUCCGGGUAAUGGUUCUUCUUUGUAGUCGGUGAUUAUUGUAAGUGUGUGUGCGUGUGUGUGCGUGUGCGCGCGUGUGUGUGUGUGUGUGGGCCAUGGUUGGAGCUCUGAGGAGAACAGCACUUAAUAAAAAAAAAGAAAAAAAAAAAGACUCAACAUGAAAAAGUCACUGGAGGAGCUCAAGAAAGACAGGAGCCAAUUUAAUGGGCUGGCACAUCUGGUGAGACAAGACUCAAAAGUACUUUUUAUAUGUCAAAGAUGAAGAACUCUUAUUCACACUACAUAUCACCGGGCUUGGAGUGACAUCGCCAUUUGUAGCUAUUCCACAGCAGAGAUGCCUAACUCGGUGUUACCGAGCCUCUUCUAUGGGCUUUUAAAAGGCUUGCGAUGCCCUGUGUUGUUCAGUGACGACUGUCUGAACUACUGCGUUUUAAAAGCGGUAAUAUCAGUCACUGACAAGGUGAGCGUAUAGCUGUUUAAUAAUCCAACAGAGACAUGUCUUAACCAUCCGAUUUUAAAUAUAUGGAGAGAUAUUUUGGUCCCGCUCCCCGGCUUUUAGUGCCAAAUAUAAUGUAUCUUGUGUUUCGUUCAUGUUAAAUGCUCCUGUAGAGGCUAUUAAUAAAAUAUGCCAUUGUACGGAAGAGAUCUCAUUUGAGAUGGGGAAAUUUUUACAGUCGUGAUCUAUAGACCACUAAUUCAGCCAUUCAGAGAUAAGUGGAGGCCAAAUUGAGCUGUAGCAGAAAGCAUGAUUAAUGACGUUAGAAGCAUGAUCGUGGAUGAGAUUAGCCUAACCUUGGCUCACAGCACUGCUUCCCCCACUCUCCCCGUCUCAUCAGUUAUUGUUUACAUUCAGCAUAAUACUUGAAAUGCACCCAGUGUACGAGAUAUUAAGAACACCUGCAGCUCCUGCGAAGUAAUCCGGACAGAUUAAGCUUAAACAAGGCAUUGAUGCCUUAUCGAUGUUCCUAAUGCAUCUAAUUUGACUAUGAAUUGGAACGUAAACGUGGGGGGAAAGAAAGCUGAGGAAAAGACUUGUUCUUCCCUGGAGACCCCGAGAACAGAGAGGAACUGUGUUUCUGUGAGAGGCAGGGGGUUUCUUAUAUUUUAUAAGCAGAGUGGAUAUUUGAUUAAUGAUAUUUACGUGUCUGGAUCAGCUGUUGGUCCUUGUAAAGUCUGUCCGUUGCUUCACAGCACCGUUGUUGCUUUACAUCUUUGUGUUUCAGCACAUUCACGAGUUUUCUUUUUGCAUUCCAGUGUACAUUUUACCGUAAUGCUUGUUGUCCCGUUUCUGCUGUAGUUGUAGUGCCAUAUCUGAAGUUUCUAAUAAUUUUCAUCAUGAAGGAAAGAAAAAAAAGAAGAACUGUUUGAGAAUCACACUACUUUAAGGUUUUAGUUUUUUUUGUUUCACUCUUUGAAGCGAUGAAAGAUGAAUGCCUUCCUGCGCUUCGGGCUGUCUGAAUACGCCGUUGACUCGCUACGACUGUCAAAAUGUUUCUCUUUUGCUGCUGAUUUUACCAUUUCAGUAUCAGUGGAGUUGUUAUACUCCCUCAAAGGACCUUGAUCAUGUUUAUCUAGAAGAGCAAGAUAAAAUAAUAUGAAAAAUGAAUACACUUCUCAUUAAAUGUUAAAAUAUGACAGUAUUAAUUUGUUUAAUGUGUGGUUUGAUGAAAAUAAUUUAUAAAUGUGUUGUGCAAUAAACUGUCAGAUGUUUAACCUGUAAUGUUUUUUUAAACUAUGUAUUGCUGUAUAAAUAUUGUACAUAAAAACACUCCUAUUUUGCAAGCAAAAUAUUCACUUUUUACUGUUGUUAUAUAUUAAAUGAGCAGCUGAU